AUGCCGCCACCUAUGCCCAACCCCGCAAAGCGGAUGACUGCAAACCCUGCGCGACCCGUUGCAAGGUAUCGUCCCGGCAAACCAGUUGCGGAGCAAGAAUCGUCUGACGAAGAUGAAGAAUCAGAGGAGGAACAGCAGCGACCGCCACCCCAGAGGAAGCCACAGACCACGAGACCGCAGCCGCAGAGGGCCCAACAACGUAGACAAGAGGAAAGCGAUGAGGAUGACGAGGAAGGUUUCGUUACAGACGAGGAGGAGAGCGCCGAUGCUACUGUAACAAAAGCAGUGCAACAGCCACUCAAAACUACAGUCACUUCGGCCAGACAAGCUCCGAUAAAGCAGGAACUCAGGACAGAAGAAUCAGAGGAAGACGAGGAAUCAGAAGAAGAAGAGUCCUCUGAGGACGAGGAAGAUGAAGAAACCUCCUCUGAAGAAGAAGAACCUCGACGAAAAUUCCAGCGUCCGACUUUCAUCAAGAAAUCAGAUCGGAAACCUUCCACACAACCCUCCAACGCCCAUUCCGAAGCGGCUGCAAAUGGCGCGGACCCAGAUCCGGAGUUAGACACCCAAACUCGUCGUCUCGCCCAAGCUGAGCUUCUGAUCAAGGACAAGCUCGAACGAGACGCUCUAGCCCGCGCCCAGGGUAAAAAGGCAUGGGAUGACGACGACGAGCUAGUGCCUGAAUCCAUGGUGGACGACACCGACGGACUCGACCCCGCAGCCGAAUACGCAGCUUGGAAACUCCGGGAACUUAAGCGUCUGAAGCGAGACCGGGAGGCACUCAUCGCACGGGAAAAGGAGCUGGAAGAAAUCGAACGGCGGCGCAAUUUGACGGCGGAGGAGCGCGAGAAGGAAGACAAAGCGUACCUCGAGCGACAGAAACAGGAGCGCGAGGAGGGCCGUUCCGAGGCCGCGUUUCUGGCCCGAUACCACCACAAGGGCGCAUUCUUCCAGGGCGACGAGACGGCCGAGUUGCUCAAGAGGAGAGAUGUCAUGGGCGCGAGGUUCGAGGAUCAGGUUACCGACAAAUCUACUUUGCCCGAGUACAUGCGGCUGAGGGACAUGACGAAAUUGGGCAAGAAGGGAAGAACGAGGUACACGGACCUGAAAGGGCAGGAUACGGGCCGGUUCGGAGAGGACGUGAAAAGGUGGAAAGGCAGUGGUGGUGGUGGCGCCGGCAGGGGAGGGGCCGGAGCAUUCGACACAAGAGGUCUGGACGAGCGGUUCUUGCCCGAUGACGACCGUGGAGGAGGGAGCACCGGUCCAACGGGCGCGAAUGCAAGUGCCGUUGCUUCCCGCCGCGAUAGGGAUAGGGAACAAGACACAGAUGGGGACAAAGACAGAGACUCGCAUCGAGACUCGUACCGGCCUCGAGACAGAGGUCGAGAUCAGCGGGAUGACGGAGACUGGGGCAGAGACCGACGAAAGCGAUCAUAUUCCCGGUCCAGAUCGCGGUCUCGCUCGCGCUCGCGCUCUCCCCGACGGCGGAAGAGGGAGCAUUCAUACGAGCGAGACUCGCGGGAUCGCGAACCCUACCGACGAGAGAACCGCGCGAGAGUCUGA
Fonsecaea multimorphosa CBS 102226 is the source of this 1563-nucleotide messenger RNA. RefSeq lists its product as uncharacterized. The transcript has a single exon. The coding region runs from base 1 to 1563 and encodes 520 amino acids. Gene Ontology annotation, molecular function: RNA binding. Gene Ontology annotation, cellular component: U2-type spliceosomal complex. The record is from RefSeq and is a predicted model, not a curated record. Gene Ontology annotation, biological process: mRNA splicing, via spliceosome. Lineage: Eukaryota; Fungi; Ascomycota; Eurotiomycetes; Chaetothyriales; Herpotrichiellaceae.